This is a messenger RNA of Panicum hallii, 1228 nucleotides long. RefSeq names its product squamosa promoter-binding-like protein 13. The record is from RefSeq and is a predicted model, not a curated record. Bases 144 to 800 code for a protein of 218 amino acids. The transcript is spliced from 2 exons. Gene Ontology annotation, molecular function: DNA binding. NCBI's taxonomy places the organism in Eukaryota, Viridiplantae, Streptophyta, Magnoliopsida, Poales, Poaceae. Gene Ontology annotation, cellular component: nucleus.
CCAGCCCCCUCCCUACUUCAUCGUCCAGACUUUCCACUCAUGAGCGCUUAGCAAACCUGCCAUCGCAGCUCCAGAGCUCCAGCUCCGCCUAUAGCCAGCUCUCGGGCCGCUCCUCGAUCGCCUCCCCCCUCGCCGGCGCCGCCAUGGACCGCAAGGACAAGUCCCGCAGGGGCUCCUCGAGCUCGGCGGCGGCGGCGGCGUCCAUGGCCGCGCUCGCCGCGGCCGCGGCGGCCGGCGAGGGCUCGAGCUCCGGCUCCGGGUCGGCCGACGGGGCGCUGCCGCCGCUCGGGGAGGAGGAGGACCAGAAGCCUCCCAAGCUGGCGGCCGUUGCCGGCGCCUCCAGCUCCUCCCCGGUGCCGGCGAGGAGGGGCGCGGCGGCGGGCGCCGGCGGCGGGCCGAGGUGCCAGGCGGAGCGGUGCAACGCCGACCUGAACGAGGCGGGGCAGUACAACCGGAGGCACAAGGUGUGCCAGACGCACUCCAAGGCACCCGUCGUGCUCGUCGCCGGCCUCCGCCAGCGCUUCUGCCAGCAAUGCAGCCGGUUCCACGAGCUGUCGGAGUUCGACGAGGCCAGGCGCAGCUGCCGCCUGCGCCUGGCGGGGCACAACGAGCGCCGCCGCAAGAGCUCGGCGGACACGCACGGCCACGGCGGCGGCGGCGGUGGUGGCGGCAGCAGCAACGGCGGCGCCGGCGGCAGCAGCAGCAGCAACGGUGGCGCCGGCGACGGGUGCCGCCACGCCGACCAGGACGGCCGGGGCCACCAGGGGAACCCGCCGCCGAACCACUUCCAGAUCAGAUAAACCAACUAUCUAAGCAUGCUCCCUCUCUUCUGUCAUGCAGCUAGCUAGCAGCACAUGUAUGUGCGUGCGUGCGUGCGUCUACGUAGCCCCAGUGUCGUGCCGUGUAUUGCUCUACGUGCUAACUUGGCAGCUCACAUCACCUCCUGUAAUAACGUGACGUGCGCCGGCCGGAGGUGUAUGUGCAAUGUGUCGAUCUGCCACAAAACCUAGCUGUUGAUGCUGCUGAUUGUUGUAACCUAACCUGCAGGCAAUUUAAGCAGGGACUGCUAGAGCAAUUAGUGUGUGUGUGUGUGUGGAUUACCGGAUGUGUAAUCCAGUGGCCUGUGCUAAAUCAAACGGUAAUCCGUGCAGGCCCUGUGUUGAUGUUGUGCUCUGGUAAUUGUGGUAACAUGUAUGCUAGUGGUGUCUUAUAUAUUGGUUGGCUCUCA